UGCAAUGCACGGGAUGUAAUACUAGUACAUAUAAGUGGUUAAAGAAAACGAAAACAAAGGUGUAUGAAGUUUUAAACUUGGAGUAAAAUGGAAGGAGGGAUUGAAGGGAGUGAAGAGGAGGCGAUGCAGCAGCAUCCUCAGGUGCAUUACCUGCCGGAGCACGAUGAUCACCAUCACCAUGGGUUUAUGAGCAAUGGGGACGUGAUGGAGCACAAUGAUGAUGGUGGUGGUGAUGGGAAUGGAGGGAGCGGAGGGAGUGACUGUAUGAAGGGCGAUGCUAAUGGGAGUCUGUUGGACAAUCAUAGUGCAAUGGUAGUUCACGGUGGAGCUGAAACUAAUAAUCAGCUUACUCUCUCAUUCCAGGGACAGGUCUAUGUGUUUGAUUUCGUGUCUCCUGAAAAGGGUGUGCCUGCUGCACCUCCGAAGCUUAAUGUUCCCCAAAGAAUUGCCUCGUUAAUUAGAUUUAGAGAAAAGCGUAAAGAUCGGAGUUUUGAGAAGAAAAUUCGAUACACUGUCCGAAAGGAGGUUGCUCUCAGGAUGCAACGAAACAAAGGGCAAUUUACUUCAUCAAAGCCCAAUCAGGAUGAGCCAGCAAUAGCUUCUAAUUGGGACUCAUCUCAGGGAUGGGCUUCAAAUGGAGGCGGAUCUCAAAUUCAAAAUCAAGAGAUUUUCUGCCAGCACUAUGGUAUCAGUGAGAAAUCAACCCCAAUGAUGCGACGUGGACCAGAAGGGCCUAGGACCCUUUGUAAUGCCUGUGGGCUAAUGUGGGCAAAUAAGGGAACUCUGAGAGAUCUUUCUAAGACACCGCCGCCGCCGCCGCCGCCACUGCUAGGGCAUGGCUCAUCCCUUCACCGAAGCGAAGAGAAUGGGAAUGUGGAGGCUGCUCAAGCUAUUAGAGAAGUUGAAAAUGGAGAUGAUUCACUGUGAAUUUUUUCCACUGUUCAAAACCACAAUGACUGUAUGAUAGGUAGGACUUUGGCUUGGUCUUUGAAGCCCCUUGCUCUUUCCAUAUACGACGAUCGCAGUCAUUUCAUACCGGCUUAAGUUUCUGUUCACUUAGCUUUGGUGAUUUCUUCUUUUGUAUCAUAUUGACGGCGAAUCUCAGCUGAGUGUACUAUAGG
Cuscuta campestris is the source of this 1121-nucleotide messenger RNA. NCBI's taxonomy places the organism in Eukaryota, Viridiplantae, Streptophyta, Magnoliopsida, Solanales, Convolvulaceae. The record is from the annotation of a GenBank genome assembly.